CUUGCAACUCGCGAAUUGUGUAGAAUUGUCAACUUUCUAUCUCGCCUUCCUAUCCGCCUUAUCGAUGCCAGAAGACAAGCCCCGCAGCCACGCGUGUACCUGCCAAAGAGGGGUAAGUGUUGGUCUUUAGCAUUGCCGAAGAGCAGCAGCCGCGGGCGCAUAAGGCGUAUAUACCAGCUCUACUAUCUCCUUGACAACUGCUGCAGCUUUCUAUUAUCCCGAAUGGUCUCAACUUCUUCUCUGUAGAUACGAUUCACCCUGUCUGAGCGUUCAAAAUGCCACUAUCACCCGAGAUCACCAAGUCCAUCGAGGAUGCCGUAGCGAAAAACUUCAAAGAUGAGAUUGCGUUUGUCCAAAAGAUGGUGCAGUAUGGUGGGCAAAGAGGCGAGGAACAUGAAGCCUUAGAUGAGCUUUACCACCAAUACACCUCCCGUGGGUACGACACCACCAGACUCGAGAUGGAUCAACAGGUUCUGUCGCAACAUUCAGGUGCAGGUAGAUUCAGCGACACGCAUUCCAAAGCCCCAGUUGUCAUUGGCGUACACAAACCAAAGUCAUCAAUACCAGGCGGGAAGAGUCUGAUCUUGAACGGUCACAUCGAUAUUGUACCUAACGGACCAAAAGAACUAUGGACGCAUGACCCGUACUCCGGAAUCAUCGAAGGCGACUGGCUGUACGGUCGAGGAAGUGGCGACAUGCGUGCUGGCGCGGUCGCGAACCUCUAUGCACUAGAUGCUUUGCGCAGUAUUGGCAAGCAACCGGCGUCAAAGGUCAUCAUCGAAUCUGUACCCGAAGAGGAGUCGACUGGUAACGGUACAAUGGCCACACAUCUUGCUGGAUAUACUGCAGAUGCAGUCCUGAUCCCUGAGCCUACAAACGAAGAGCUUGUUCGUGCCAAUGUGGGUGUCGUUUGGUUCAAGGUCGCGGUUGCGGGUCGACCAGUCCACGUUUUGAAGGCCAAAGAAGGAUCCAAUGCCAUCGAGUCGAUAUGGAAGAUUGUGGGCGGCUUGAAAGAGUUGGAAAAAGAGAUGAACGAUCAGAAGAAAGGGAGACUGUACUUCGAACACAUGGCUUCACCCAUCAAUCUCAAUGUCGCUAUGAUUCAGGGUGGAGACUGGGCCAGCUCAGUGCCAGCUUGGUGCACGAUCGAUUGUCGCGUAGCGCUCUUUCCCGGCGUCACUGCACAAGAAGUGGCAGAUAAGAUUGAGCGUAAGGUUGCCGAGGUAUCGAAAACAGACUCUUUCCUGCGCGACUCACCAGCGAAGGUGUCGUGGAACGGCUUCUUCGCGGAAGGCUAUGUGUUGGAACCUGGUAGCGAAGCAGAAGAAUUGCUGAAGACGGUGCAUCAGCAGGUGACUGGCGCAGAGUUGACAAGCAUGACCAUGCCUGCUUAUCUCGACACCAGAAUCUUUGCUCUAGAACAGAAGAUACCUGCGUUAUGCUACGGACCGAUCGGGGAGAGUCUACAUGGGUUUGACGAGAGGGUGAGCAUCAGCAGUAUCCAGCGAGUCACAACCACGAUCGCCCUGUUCAUCGCAGAGUGGUGUGGUCUGGAAGACAUCGCAAGUUAG
Macroventuria anomochaeta is the source of this 1571-nucleotide messenger RNA. RefSeq names its product acetylornithine deacetylase. The transcript has a single exon. Bases 276 to 1571 code for a protein of 431 amino acids. NCBI's taxonomy places the organism in Eukaryota, Fungi, Ascomycota, Dothideomycetes, Pleosporales, Didymellaceae. Gene Ontology annotation, molecular function: hydrolase activity. The record is from RefSeq and is a predicted model, not a curated record.